AGCUCCUUCGUCAUUCAGUGCCAAAACCCCUAUCUAGGUACCUAGUUGGACUUCCUUUCCACAUAGCAAAGCCAUGGCAUGGCGCUGCGGAUCGCUGUCGAGGUCGUUGAUCUCCGCCACCAGAACCAUACCAAGCCGUUCUUCUGUCCCUCGCAUCCAUCGCCCUUCUUCUUCUCCUUCUCUUCGCCGCCCCCUCUUCACCCUCCCUAGGAAUGUCGGAGCACUUGGAUGUACGCAGUCGCUUAUGCCGCUGCACAGCGUCAACGCCGCCGCUCGCUUCACUUCCCACAUCUCCGUCGAAUCGCGCGCUUGCUGUGAAUUGUCUCAGGGUACUUGAAUGGACCAUAUAGAUUCGGCACCAAUUGUGCAUCACAUGAAUUUCUCCAAGUAUAGGUGGUGAUGGCUGAUGCUGUGUGAAGCAGGAAUCUUCUUUUUCAUUUAUUCAUUUCUCUUUGGGAAAACUGUUUGUGACUUGUGACCUUGAUGGAUUCUUCGUUAGGCUGUGUUAUAGUAACUAGUAACCCUGGGUUACAUUUUAAGAAAAUCAUUUUUAUCCACAAUAAAGAAGGUUAUCUAUUCUAAAA
Messenger RNA from Arachis duranensis, 584 nucleotides. RefSeq lists its product as uncharacterized. Bases 74 to 337 code for a protein of 87 amino acids. The transcript has 3 exons. The record is from RefSeq and is a predicted model, not a curated record. Lineage: Eukaryota; Viridiplantae; Streptophyta; Magnoliopsida; Fabales; Fabaceae.